UGUAUAAUGUGCUUUGUAAUAUAUACUCUAUAUUCAAUACUUGAGGCCUCAAAAGGUAAAGCAUGAUACGAAACAACGUGAGUCUAUUUUUCGUUCUAUGUAUUUUGUGUAUUGUAAGUUAUUCGCAAUGUUACAAAAUUUUGGCCAUUAUUUCAACAUCAUCCUACAGCCAUCAGAUUCCGUUUCGAUCAUUAUGGCUCGAAUUGCACGCGCGUGGUCACGAGAUUGUAUUGGUCACCACGAAUCCUAUACCGAAUAUCAACUUACCAAAUUUCACUCAGAUCGAUGUAAGUCAAAUUCAUACUCAUUUAAAAAUGAUAGAUUUCGUCAAGUUACGAAUUGAAAAAUUGGAUUGGAUGAAUGUUGUGGAUAAUUUAAUCCCUAUAUUCGAUAACCAGAUAUUCGAGGUAUUCGAAUCCACAGAAAUGAAAAAGCUAUAUGCUCCGAAUAGUAAUGUAACAUUCGAUAUCUUUUUAACAGAGUUUAUCUAUGUGUCGCCCAUAUAUGCUUUUGCGCAUAGAUUUAACGCUUCUUUAAUAGGAUUGUGCUCGUUAGGAUUGCAUAGCUUUAAUGAAAUUAUACUUGGAGGAUUGGUUUUUCCUUCUCAUGAAUAUACUUGGGAAAUGGAAGAAGGCACGGGAAUAAAUUUGCCGUUCUUCAAACGAUUGAACAAUUUUAUAAAAAUGUGGCAUUUCCAGUAUUAUUUAAAUAGCAAAGUAUCUAAGUAUCAAAAAAUAGCGGAGAAAUAUCUUGGACCAUUACCACCUUUGUUGGAUAUCAUGAGCAACACUAGUAUGCUUUUUAUUAAUCAGGCUGAUGUUAUAACACCAGGACGACCGAAACUUCCUAAUAUGAUCACUUUCAAUUCUUUCCACAUAAUUAAGAAUCUACCUCCUUUGCCAAAGGAUAUACAAAAAUUUCUAGACGAAGCGAAACAAGGAUUCAUCUAUUUUAGUCUCGGUUCCAACAUAAACAGUUCAACAUUGCCAGAAGAAAUUAAAUGCACAUUUCUCGAUGUUUUUCGUAAACUGCCGUACAAAAUUAUAUGGAAGAAUGAACAGAAUUUAAACGAGAAAUUCAAUAAUAUUUACACAGGGAACUGGUUACCUCAGCAAGCGAUUCUUGCUCAUCCGAAUAUUAAACUGUUUAUUUAUCAAGGAGGUGUACAAAGCACCGAGGAAGCUAUUGAAUACGGAGUGCCAAUUAUUGGUUUCCCAAUAUUGGCGGAUCAAAUUUAUCAAAUAAGAAGAAUGGAAACUCUUGGCAUUGGAAAAUAUUUAAAAAUUGCAACUUUUACGAGAGAACAACUUGAAAAUGCUAUUAAUGAAGUCAUAAUUAAUAAAGAAUAUAAAGAGAGAAUUCUUAAUAUUCGAAAACAAAUUAGAGAUGUACCUUAUGAUGGUGUGAAACAUCUCGCUUGGUGGACAGAAUAUGUAGUAAGAACGAAAGGUGCCCCACAUCUUCGUUCUACACUAAUUCUAGAACCUUGGUAUCAACGAUUUGAUCUAGACAUUAUAAUAUUUUUGACAAUAAUAACAUUUAUCAUCGUUUUAUACGUUCUUCAUAUAAUUACUAAGUGUUUCAUAUAUUUUGUAAAAUAUUGCCAAUUUCUACAAAACAAAAAACAGAAAAUUAAUUAAUCAAAUAUAAAAUAUAAAAAAAUUAAUUUGAUUAUUAGUUCAAUAAUCAAAUUCAAUAAUCAUUAUGAAGGAUUUCUAUGAUGAGAUUUUUCUCUUAAUUUAUAAACAAUAAUUUAUAAAUUAAUUUAUUAAUUUAUCUCUGAAAAGAGGCAACUUAUCAACCUAUUUUCUAAUAAUAUAUUAUUUAUAUCAUCAAAGACCA
Apis mellifera (honey bee) is the source of this 1842-nucleotide messenger RNA. Its product is annotated as UDP-glucuronosyltransferase 2B17-like. NCBI's taxonomy places the organism in Eukaryota, Metazoa, Arthropoda, Insecta, Hymenoptera, Apidae. Bases 63 to 1640 code for a protein of 525 amino acids. Gene Ontology annotation, molecular function: UDP-glycosyltransferase activity. The transcript has 5 exons. The record is from RefSeq and is a predicted model, not a curated record.